This is a messenger RNA of Triticum aestivum (bread wheat), 1525 nucleotides long. Its product is annotated as transcription repressor OFP1-like. The coding region runs from base 101 to 940 and encodes 279 amino acids. Gene Ontology annotation, biological process: negative regulation of DNA-templated transcription. Lineage: Eukaryota; Viridiplantae; Streptophyta; Magnoliopsida; Poales; Poaceae. The transcript has a single exon. The record is from RefSeq and is a predicted model, not a curated record.
UCGCCACUGUACUCCACAGCAAGUGCAACACAGGGCCAGAGUGGAGAGCUAGCUAGCUAGUGCGACUUCAAGAAGCCUGACGCCCUCUCGUGGCACCACGAUGCCGCCGCCGGGCUCCUGGUUCUACAAGCUGCGGCGCAAGCCAGGAGGCGACGCCGGCGAGGUCCCGAGAGGCGAUCGUGCUCCGGCGGUGGUGACGACGCCCUCCUCGUCGUCGGCGUCGUCGCGGGGGGUGCCCGUGCCGCCUCCGUGCACCCCGAACAGGGCGUCCUACUACGUCCCCAGCGGCGAGCGUGGAGCUGUCAAGGGGAUUCCGAUUCCGCCCAAGCGCCGGGACACGCAGUUGCCGCGCAGCCCGCAGCCGAGCGACAUCGUCUUCGACGUGGUCACCGUGCCGCGCGCCGCGGCCGACCGGUUCGACGGGCUCGGGGCGAUGCCGGAGCUCAAGUUGCGGCCCAUCCUCACCAAACCGGCCGGCAGGAAGGUGGACGGGGAGGAGGAGGGGGCAUCGGGCAGCGGCAGCGCGUCGCCGACGGCCAGGGCGCGGCGGCGGCGACGGCCGCGGAUACACGUGAAGCCGAGCGGCGGGCGGAAGGGGGGGAGGCCGGCGGACGCGCAGCCCCCGGCGACGGCGACCGCCAAGCCGCGGAGGCGACAAGCGAGGCGGGGGCGGUGGCUGCAGGAGAGCCUGGUGGUGGUGAAGGAGUCAGCGGACCCGGAGGAGGACUUCCUGGCGAGCAUGGCGGAGAUGAUCGCGGCCAACGACGAGGUCCGCGCGUCGCCCCGGGGCCUCGAGGAGCUGCUCGCGUGCUACCUCGCCCUCAACGCCGCCGAGCACCACCGCGCCAUCGUCGCCGCCUUCCGGCGCGCCUGGCUCGACGACGCGCCCACCAGCACCGCCAAGCACAGGCCGCCGCCGUCGCAGGGCCUAGCUAGCUAAAGCUAGUUACUCUUACCAACUUACGCGCCACGUGUGCCGUGUACAGUGCGAAAAUGGCGGUGGUUUGUGAAAGUUUCUUGGCGCGAAUCCCCAUGGCCGCGGCUUGCUCGAUCGAUCGAUGGUUGCUCGCUGCUGCGAUUCUGCAAAGCCGGAGGAUCGACGAGCGCACGCGCGUCACGGGGUACUCUGCUCUGCUCCCAGUCGUUCUCAAGGGAAUCGAUCGAUCGUGCGCUGUCUUUCUUUACAGAUAGGAGCAGCCGAGUAGGCCUACCUGCGUCAGAAUUUGUUCAUGCUGGAAGAACACCAUCUCGGAUUUUUCUUCUUGUUGCUGCUGCUCCGUUGAUGCUAAGUGGAGUACGGACUAGUAGGCUAUCGGGGAAGCAUCUCCACGCAUAUAUGGUGUGACAUGCACAUGCACAUGUACAAAAAUUCGGUCAAGUUACUGAUAGUACGUAUCUUCUUCUUUUUUCGCGAGCAAAAAACAAAAAGAUAGAAAGAACGUGCAAUUUGCCGCUUUAGCUUCUUCCAGAUUCCGCUCAUCUUGUGUUGCGUUCCUGUUUAAUUCUUGGCGGGGGAGAUUGUUCA